Molecule: messenger RNA, 1817 nt
Organism: Lentinula edodes (shiitake mushroom)
Lineage: Eukaryota; Fungi; Basidiomycota; Agaricomycetes; Agaricales; Omphalotaceae
Product: acyl-CoA N-acyltransferase
Exons: 10
Coding region: 116-1735 (539 amino acids)
Biological process (GO): regulation of DNA-templated transcription
Molecular function (GO): histone acetyltransferase activity
Source: RefSeq, a predicted model, not a curated record
CCUCGUUCCGCCUCUGCCACUGCCAGCAAUUUCCUUGAAUCCUUCAUCUCCACCAGAUAUCCCCUAUUAUAUUACUUAUUCUUUCAUUUAUUUCAAAAAUCACUGGCUCUCUGCAAUGCCAGUAACUCACUCCGUUCCAGUUUCCCAUCAGGCACCUCUCCAUACUGUUCGUAAACACGAACGCGACGAACCUGUUAUCAUCUUGCAGGAAUCGGCAUCAGAAGACGAGCCUCGAGUCUACGUUCAUUACGUCAAUUUAGAGAAGAGAAAUGAUGAAUGGGUACCGAAAUCUUUGCUACAACCCAUGCCAUCUACUUCGACGUCCAACGGCGCUGUGCCGUCGAAGAAGCGGAAAAGAUCUUCAUCGAAAAGGCCCAGUGCAUCUGCUUCGCGUAGCUAUUCAGCGUUGAGUGACGAGGAUAGUUUAGAAGGACGUGAUUCGAAUGGAAAGCCCGCGGAGGAAGUUGUUAUGACUGAAGAGGAGUACGAUGUCCAGCAUCACAAAAAGAUUAAUACUCGUCGAAAUUUUGCGCAAGUUUGUGUUGGAGAGUGGUUGAUAAAGACUUGGUAUUUUUCACCGUAUCCUCUCACUGAAAACGAAGACGCGGAGUCGAGCAUUGCUUCACAAGAAAAGGCAAUAUCGGCUGUCAAUCGAAUACCCGGUGUCUACAGAAUCACUAAUCGCUCUCAUGGACGAACAUCCGAUAUGCUUGCAGGAGGUAUGGGAAGACUAGUAGAGAAAGAGAUAUUAUAUGUAUGCGAGAUGUGCUUCAAAUACAUGACUGAUGCUCCUACAUGGGAGUUGCACAAGAAACAUUGCACCGUCAGUCAUCCUCCCGGGCGAAAGGUAUAUCAACGUGGCGCUCAUACUAUCUGGGAAGUCGAUGGCGCCAGAGAAAAGUUAUACUGCCAGAAUUUAUCUCUGUUUGGGAAACUAUUUAUAGAUAUAAAAACGUUGUUCUUCGACUGCGAUAACUUUUUAUUCUAUAUCCUCACUGAUGCUACAAGAAACAACGACCAUAUGCUCGGCUUCUUUUCCAAGGAGAAAGUGUCUUACGAUGAUUAUAACUUGGCAUGCAUAAUCACUCUUCCGCCCUUCCAGCGAAAAGGAUUCGGUAGACUCAUGAUUGAAUUCAGUUACGAACUCUCCAGGCGGGUAGGAAAAGCUGGAACCCCCGAACGACCACUUUCCGAUCUUGGCUUACGCAGUUACCUCGCUUAUUGGGUUUCUACAUUGAUACGAUUCUUUCGCAAACUCUUAGAAGUCAUGCCUAUGUCCACUGGCCCAAAUCCAGUCAUCAGCAGGGGAACGCCGCCUGAUUUUCGCAGUCCAUCCCGAGAGCUGUCUUCUGACGAGGGUUCUGCAUAUAGACGACGGAAGAGGAAUAAAGGUUGGCAAGGAGAGGCAUCUGAAGAUGAAGUUAUCGAAGAUAUUGAUGAAAAACUCGCUUCUUUCCGCACCUUUAUCACAACUCGUAAUCCCGACGGCAGUGCUUCCGUCCAUCUCAAAAUUCAAUGCUCAUUAGCUGACAUUGCCGAUGCGACGAAUCUACGCGUAGACGAUACCGCGUUUGCGUUAAAUGAGAUGGGAAUGUUGAAGAGAUGGGGGAAAUUGUCCGGUUCGGAUGAUGAGCAGCCUAUGGUUGUUUUGACUCGAGAAAUAGUGGAGAAGGUCGCGCAAGAGCGAGGGGUUAAGGACGGAUCUGUGUUACACUUGAGUCAUGUGAAGCUUUAACCUCAUGUUGUAUUCUUUGCAUACUGUCUAUUUGUGAUGUUGACUAUAUAUUUCACCUAUCGAAACAAACAUGAUAACCGGG